AUGUGGGACGGGCUGCACCUCGUGGACGGCCGCGGGUGCGUGGAGGAGGCUAACGAGCUCGUCCAGGGGUACAACGCCAGGGUGGAGGCGCAGCUGGACGCGCUCCGGCCGGAGCUGCCCGGCGCCGACAUCGUCUUCUGCGACGUCUACAAGGGGGUCAUGGAGAUGAUCACCAAUCCGUCGGCUAUAGGCAAGAAGAGUCCAUAUGCUAAUACAAACGGAUUCCGGAUGAAGUCCAAUUACUAUACGGGUCAUGUUAUGAAGGCAAGGCAUAAUGGCUCUUGCUUGCAUGAGCGUGGAUUGCAUGCAACAUGA
This is a messenger RNA of Triticum turgidum subsp. durum (durum wheat), 315 nucleotides long. Lineage: Eukaryota; Viridiplantae; Streptophyta; Magnoliopsida; Poales; Poaceae. The record is from the annotation of a GenBank genome assembly.